Menidia menidia (Atlantic silverside) is the source of this 1842-nucleotide messenger RNA. The record is from the annotation of a GenBank genome assembly. NCBI's taxonomy places the organism in Eukaryota, Metazoa, Chordata, Actinopteri, Atheriniformes, Atherinopsidae.
AUGGAGCGGGACGACGCCGACGCCGUGAGCCCGUCCAAGAAGACGAUCAUCGCCAAGAUCUUCAAAGUUCGCAAGAGGCGGGAGAUGCUGUUCGUCCAGGUGUGCUUCAUCUGCAGCGUCCUCUUCGUGGCGUGGGGCAUGUCGGCGAUCUUGACCAAGACAGGGCAUGGAAUGAUUGUAGAGGGGCAUCCAAACCUGGAACACUGGGGGAGACGGCUAAUGGCUUCAGCCAUGGAAAAUGACACAGAACCAAAGAAUUGCUCCGAACCAGCGAUACACGAGUUCCCGGAUGACUUUUUCACCAACGACGAAAGAAAGAGUGGCGCCGUUCUGCUACACAUUGUGGCGACUCUCUACAUGUUCUUGGCUCUGGCUAUAACGUGUGACGAAUACUUUGUGACAGCGCUGGAAAAGAUUUGCGAGAAACUAGAUCUGAGUGAAGAUGUUGCCGGAGCCACCUUCAUGGCAGCUGGCAGUUCUGCUCCAGAGCUUUUUGCUUCUGUCAUUGGUGUCUUUAUCACCCAUGGCGACGUGGGGGUGGGGACCAUCGUCGGCUCGGCGGUCUUCAACAUCCUAUGCAUCAUCGGGGUCUGCGGGAUCUUUGCGGGACAGGUAGUGAUGCUGACAUGGUGGGCGGUAUUCAGGGACUCCUUCUACUACACCCUGUCUGUCAUAGCUCUGAUUGCAUUCAUCUAUGAUGAGAAGAUAGUUUGGUGGGAGAGUUUAGUGCUGGUUCUUAUGUAUGCAGGAUACAUCCUUAUAAUGAAAUUCAACUCCAGCAUGCAGAAGUUCUUCAUGGGGAAGUCUAGCAAAAAUGUGGCCAAUGGUAACGCGGCAGCCAGCAGUGAGAUGGAGGAUGGUAAUGCUUGUUAUGACUAUCUUUGGGAUGACGACCCGUCAUCGCCUUUGCUCUCAGGAGUCAAGCCCAGUAAGGCUUACAGCCGUGGCUCAGUGGUGAUGGUGGAUGAGAUCAUGAACGACAGCCCUUCAAAGUUCAGGUUUCCAGAGGCCGGUCUCCGAGUAAUGGUCACCAGCCACUUUGGACCCAAAACCCGUCUACGCAUGGCCAGUCGUCUCAUCAUCACAGAGCGUCAGAAGUUGGUACAAGCUGCUAAUGGGGUGGAGACACAAGUCAUUGAUGGAAAGGUUGAAAUCGAAAAUGGAAAUGUGCCUGAGGACAAACCCACUGAAGCGGAGGAAAAUGUAACCAUCUCACCUUUUCAUGUUCCCAAUGGUAUUGGCAGCAAGCUGAAGUGGUUGUUGUCGUGGCCUCUGCUCCUGUUGCUGUACCUGACCGUUCCAAACUGUGCCAAGCCUCGUUGGGAGAAAUACUUCAUGGCCUCAUUUUUCUUGUCUACCGUCUGGAUAGCAGUCUUUUCCUACUUCAUGGUCUGGAUGGUUACUAUAAUUGGUUACACUCUGGGAAUCCCAGAUGUCAUUAUGGGCAUCACGUUCCUAGCAGCAGGCACAAGUGUUCCAGACUGCAUAGCCAGCCUCAUUGUUGCUCGGCAAGGUCUGGGUGACAUGGCAGUAUCGAAUACCAUUGGCAGUAACGUGUUUGACAUUCUCGUGGGACUUGGCGUUCCCUGGGCAAUACAGACCAUGUGUGUCAGCUAUGGAUCAGAGGUGAUGAUAAACAGUCGGGGGUUGGUGUACUCGGUGGUGCUUCUGCUGGGCUCUGUGGCACUCACAGUGCUGGGGAUCCACUUGAACAAGUGGCGGCUGGACUUCAAGCUGGGGGUGUAUGUCAUUGUCCUUUACGCAGUUUUCCUCUGCUUCUCCAUCAUGAUAGAAUACAAUGUCUUCACUUUUGUCAACUUGCCCAUGUGCAUGGAGGACUAG